AUGACCUACAUUUCUUCCACACCAUUCUUGGACACCGCUUUCGACCUCACCACCUUAUCCUUCAUCACCGUCCUCCUCGUCGUCUGUGUUUUGUCCCUCUGCUUCGUCUUCUACCUCCGAUUCAAAUCCCGCUCUUCCCACCAUUUGCAAAGCUUCAACUCUCUUUGGACCGUCCGCUUCCUCCUCGUCCUCUUCAUCACCCUUUGGGCCCUCAACGAGCUUCUUCGAAUCCCCACCUUUCGCCGCCGAUAUCUCCACGAUAUCUGGCCGUCAUUGAACCGAGACCAAGAAUCCACCCUCUGCAAAGUCAACGUUGUCCUUUCUUUGGGGCUCUUCGAGCCUGCUUUUUUGGUAACCCUGCUUUUCCUCGUAGACGUGUCGAUCAAGAAACAGACUCCGAGGAGUCUUUGGGCUAUCGGUUACAUUUUGUCCAUGUGCGUCCCCAUUUUGUGCUUCCAAUCCAUCCUGGUUUUCUCCCGUUACGAUCUCGGCGGAUAUUGGCCUCACUACUUCCGCAGAAGCUACGUGAUCCUUUCCAAAGGCCGGUUUGGAGGAGACGAAUCCGUGCUUUGCUCGUACCCGUUGUUGAGCACCAUUGUUUUCGGUGCUUUCGGCAUCGGCUACUCGUUUUGGUUCUUGUUGUCUUGCUGGAAGGUCGUUUCCAUGGUGAUCAAUAAGGCCUUGAGAGUUCGGAUUUAUGGGCUCGCCACCGCGGUUUUGACUUCCGUGCCGGCUCAGAUUGCUUUCUUGGGGUUGUCCGUGGUGUGGGACCCGAAUGAAGCCUUGUAUGGCGUCAUGGCUAUGCUUGUUUUUCUCAGCACAUUCGUUUGCGCCAUGGUGGGACAGGGUAUUUUGGUAAUUAGACCGAUUGCCGACUCGUUAGCCGCCGGAGCUGACUUCAGUAGUCGGUGUAAUUCAGAAGGAGGGAGGAGACGGGUGAAUGCUUGA
Ziziphus jujuba (common jujube) is the source of this 948-nucleotide messenger RNA. RefSeq lists its product as uncharacterized. Bases 1 to 948 code for a protein of 315 amino acids. The record is from RefSeq and is a predicted model, not a curated record. The transcript has a single exon. Lineage: Eukaryota; Viridiplantae; Streptophyta; Magnoliopsida; Rosales; Rhamnaceae.